AUGAUCCCCAUUGAUGGCACUGGAUACGAGGAAUUACUGUUGACGACUCCCAUCAACAGUUCUCAUGCAUGGACAUUUGGGUUGAAGAGGAAGAUAGUGAAUGCUGAAUGCAUCCGAAAGACUGGGCCCUGUAGAGGUAUCUUUUACGGAGAUGAUCCCUUCAAAUUUAUGGAACCAGUUUUCGUGAUGCAGCUGCUUAUAAGCUCUUUCCUCACAACUUUCUGUCAGCUCCUUUUCAGGCCACUGGGCCAAACUUCCAUUAUCGGCCAGAUCAUGGCUGGUUUAAUUGCAGGGCCCUCAGCUCUUAGCCGAAACCCGACCCUCAAGAAAAAGUUGUUCCCACAACCAAGCCAAUACGUGCAGGAAACCUUGUCUUUAUCUGCCAGCGUAUUCAUCUUCUUCCUUGCCGGAGUGAGAAUGGACAUGGGCAUAAUCAAGAACUUAGGAAAGAAAGAAUGGUCUAUCGGCCUCGCCACAUUCUUCGUUCCAUUGUUCUUAAGUGUGCCCAUUGCCGUUGCAUUUAAGAGAAUCAGUAACCUCGAUAAGACUUUAAGCGAUAACCUCGCCUCGAUUGCAUGUCUCUAUUCCAGCACUUCUUUCCACAUCGUGGCUAGUGUCCUACACGAGCUCAAGCUCCUCAAUACUGAAGUUGGUCGCUUAGCUAUGUCUUCGUCCAUGAUCAGUGUCCUGCUUAGUUGGAUCUUGUUAGAUUUUGGCGUGACAUUCAAGCAAACCGUAAUGAAGGGAUAUGGAGUGGGCGUGUUCUUUAAGUUGAUGGCAUGUAGCGUGGUCGUGGUACUCUUUAUCUACUAUAUUAUGCGACCCAUCAUGCUUUGGAUGGUCCGACAGACCGAGGAAAGAAGAUCCAUCAAGCGAAGCUACCUCUAUUCUCUCCUCGUCAUGAUUCUAGCUUGUUGUUUCUUGAGCGAGGCAUUGGGCAAGCAUGUGGUCUUCACAGCAGCAUUUCUGGGCGUGUGUGUUCCAGGCGGCCCACCUCUGGGUUCAGCCUUGGUGGAGAAGCUUGAUUGCUUCAUAACGUUUGUACUAUUGCCGCUCUACUUAGUUGUGAAUUUUGAGGAUGUUGAUUUGUAUCACAUCAAAGCUCGCUCUUUCUUUAUUAUACAAUCUCUAUGCUUCGUUGCAAGCUUCGGCAAAUUCAUCGGAACCAUAGUUCCUUGCUUCUACUUCGACGUUCCAUUUAAGGAAUCUAUCCCACUCGGGCUCGUGUUGAGCACUCUCGGCUUACUUGAUCUUCAGUUUUACAAAUCAUCACAAGUGCUUGGGUAUUUUGAUAGCUCAAUGUUCGGGGCGAUGUCUAUAUCAAUAAUAAUAGUGACAGGUCUCGUUGCGCCUGUGGUUAGAGUGAUUUACAAUCCAUCAAAGAAAUACAGAGCCAUCAAGACACGAACCCUUCAACAAAACGUACGCCAAGCCGAACUUCCAAUACUUGUCUGCGUGUACAACCAAGAAAGUGUUCCUGCACUUAUCAACCUCCUUGAGGCCACUCACCCUGUCCGAGACUACCCCAUGGCCCUCUACCUCCUCCAGCUCGUCGAGCUAGUUGGUCUUUCAGCCCCAGUCCUCAUCCCUUAUCAACCUGGCAAAACCGUUGACUCUCAACGUUCUGGGCGUGCCGUUUUCAAUGCUUUCAAGAUCUUCGAACGCAACAACCCAGGAGUGACCACGAUGCAGGCCUUCACAAGCAUAGCCCCCUACGCUUCAAUGCACGAUGACAUAUGCACUCUCGCACUGGACAAGAAGGUUUGCUUCAUCAUCGUUCCCUUUCAUAAGCAAUGGCACCUCGAUGGUGCAGUUGAGUCGGUGAGUCGUAGGAACGUCAACCGAAAUGUCCUCAUGAAGGCGCCAUGCUCCGUCGGGAUACUCAUCGAUCGUGGAGCAGUGAUUGGGCGCAGAUCUAUAUUAGAAAGUUGGGCCUACUUCCGUAUUGCAAUGAUGUUCUUAGGGGGUCGUGAUGAUCGUGAGGCACUAUCGUUUGUAAUGCGCAUGGCCCAACAUCCGAACGUCAAUCUCACAGUGAUCCGGUUGGUUCCUAUCGGUGACAAUUUGUACGUCAUGGAUGAGAUGGAGAGGAUAUUGGAUGAGGAAGUGAUCACAGAGUUUCGGCUUGCCACUGCAGGUUGCAGCGAUCGUGUUCUCUAUACAGAGGAGGGAGUGACAGAUGGGAUUGGAACUAUCAAUGUGAUGCGGUCCAUUGGUAACUCAUUCGAUCUCAUUCUGGUCGGGAGACGUCAUGAGAAGGAUUCACCAUUCUUGGAAGGAUCAGUGGAAUGGGUUGAGUUUCCAGUUAUUGGAUUCAUUGCAGACAUGCUCAUGUCAAUAGAUUUCAAACGCAAGGUCUCGAUUUUGGUGGUGCAACAACAUGACUUGGCAUCUCAAGUUGCCUUAAGUAAAGCUAGACUUCGCCACCUUUACAGUAGUGACAUUCCAUGAAAACUUUUUGCAUAGUUUUGGAAUGUAUUGAUACUAAUCUCAUAGAAGACAGAGACAGGAGAAUAGAUUAGGAAGAGAGACGAUAACAACUUACAAUUAUAUUUGCAGAUUUUCAAUUCCACAAAUCUGUACGUGGCAAGGUUCAAGAGAAUGGAAUCAGGAUGGGUAAAUGUUAGCUUUGCGCU
Messenger RNA from Macadamia integrifolia, 2636 nucleotides. Its product is annotated as cation/H(+) antiporter 15-like. Bases 1 to 2451 code for a protein of 816 amino acids. The record is from RefSeq and is a predicted model, not a curated record. Gene Ontology annotation, molecular function: antiporter activity. NCBI's taxonomy places the organism in Eukaryota, Viridiplantae, Streptophyta, Magnoliopsida, Proteales, Proteaceae. The transcript has 3 exons. Gene Ontology annotation, biological process: proton transmembrane transport; regulation of pH. Gene Ontology annotation, cellular component: membrane; endomembrane system.